UCUCGAAAUGGCCUUAGAUCUUUCCUCCCGCGAAGCUUCUUCAGCCACUGCCGAUUAGAGAAGGUGGUCCUGUAAACAUAAGGAAGCUUCUUUUUUCCAAUCAGACAGUCGUAUGUUCUGUCGCCAUAAAGGAGAACGCGCUCUGUGCUCCCCGAGCUUUCCCCUCUGAUCCGAAUACCACCAAAUUUUCCAAUCCCGGGUUAUGGUGUGGCAAUUGAAACAAUUUGUGACAUGUCACGGUCGUCCUCCUGACACCCUGUACUGAUUAGUAGCCGUCGAUUACGCACUUCGUAGGAAUAUUAUCAAGCAACUCCGCGAUGACGGGGCUGCGGGACGAGCUAGACAUAAAUACAGCCCAGAUCAUAUUAUUUUGAAUCCAAACCCCAAUUUUGAAGGUAAGAUCGACUUGGUUACGGGGGCGUUGGGGUAGAGCUGACUGCAUUUUCUAGACUUCAACCAUGGCGUACGCGUACGGUGCAUCAGAUUCCUCGGUACCUGUGAAUAGGUGCUACCAAGUCAAAUGUAGUAAGUGUGAGAAGACAACCUGGGCCGGGUGCGGCAGACAUGCUGAAGCGAAGGUCAUGAAAGACGUAGCGGAAGAAGACAAGUGCACUUGCAGCCGGGAGGAGAAAUGAAAGUUCAGAAAAGGGUAGUUAGAGAGGGCAAAGAAUAAGAUGUAAUAAAUGUUGUGGAGGGUUAUUUGAUUCAAUUAUAACUUGAUGAUAAAGUAGCCCUAUACAAAGCCCAGAUCUGGAGCUGCUAUGAUUUUACGUAACGCUCAAACUUUUUGGAACCUUCUUCUUCCUGCUCGUCAAUGUACACUGUGGACAGCGAUGGACCCCGACGUGGUCACCACUGACCGGCUCAAGACCACCCGUCUUGCAGACGGGAAGAAGAUGGUCAAUCAAUUCGUUAUGGACACCAGGAUCGGAAAAGGACAGCAUGGAAUCGUAUGGAAAUGCCAUGACCACCUUAACCCGUCGAAUGUAUUUGCUAUGAAGAUUGUCAAGAGAGAUAAUCCAAAAGCCAAACGAGAACGACAGUACAAGCAGCUCAGACAACAGAAUCUUCCCCCGCGCACAGACCAUGUACCAGUCGUCGACGGUAUACGGACCGCAGAACAGGAAAUUCGAAAGGAAAUUGCCAUCAUGAAGAAGUGUCGGCACCCUCACGUCGUUAGGCUUUACGAAGUCAUCGACGACAGGAAGAAUGACCAGAUUUUUAUGGUCAUCGAGUACCUUGGAGGCGGAGAAGUGCACUAUACCAAUGGAGAUCAUGGACCCAUUCUCACUGUCGAGCAGACAAGACGCAUCAUGCGAGAUGCUCUUUUGGGCCUGGAAUAUCUUCACCACCAAGGAAUCAUUCAUCGCGACAUCAAACCCGCCAAUCUAAUUUGGACCUCAACCCACGAUCGUGUCAAGAUUGCUGACUUUGGAACAGCUCACUUCAGCUACGCUCAACAUCUGGGGGCGGCGGCAGCUGAAGGCGUUAGUGCCUCUUCUUUUGAAGAGGACCCCGUGCUGCUCAAUGAUGCUGACCUGGCGAAACGUGCCGGUUCGCCAGCGUUUCUGGCCCCAGAGAUUGUAUGGGAGUAUACUCAAAACCCUGUAGGACCACGCCCGCCGGUGACCAAAGCCAUAGACAUUUGGGCUUUGGGUGUCACCUUGUAUUGCUUCCUUUUCGGAAAGACGCCAUUUCGUCCCCCUGGUGUGCAUACUCUCAGUGAAUGGACAGGGUACUCUUGUGUCUGUAACUCUGACUGGAGAGCACCAGCCACCAUGGGGUACGACAAAGUCAGAUCAGGUGGGCGGCAACCUCGCGAGGAGGAGAUCGACCGAGGCGAGCUCGGGCCUGUCGUUAUUCAUCUUCUCGACCACUUCUUAAAGAAGGACGUGGAGCAGAGAAUCACGAUUGAAGAAGUGAAAGCCAACCGUUGGUUCUUACUCGACCUGCCUAACCCCUCAACGUGGCUCGAGGUCACUUCUCCGAAUCCAAUCCAAGUUUCGCCGAAGGAGACCUCUGAUGCUAUGUCUAUUCUACGCUUUCACUGGAGUAUGGGGGGGCGUUCGUCUCGAGCUGCCGUUGCCACACCCAGUACGAGUGGCACUGGGACGGGUACAAGUAACGCGACCGCAGCGACCAGUGCGACCACGCCCAGUAAAUUGGCGAUACCUGGUCUGUUGUCGAACACCCAAGCCCUUGGCUCUAGGGAUGGAAGAUUACUUGCAUCUCAAGGCGGCAUGGGUAUCGCCAGACGCCUCGCAGCGUUGUUAUCUAGGGGCAGUGCAUCUCCCACCGUAACUCCAACGUCCACACACACUCCAAUUCCCCCGACUACCGAAGUUCAGUCUGUGACAAACAUAUUGGGUAUUCGUAUGCACCGGUCACAAAAUGCCCUUGCUAAGAAGGCGAAGAAGGCGAAGCAGAACAGCGCAGCCAAUGCUGAUCGAGGUCAUACGACCUCCGAACCGAACUUUCGUCUACGGAGAGUGAGGAGUGAUCGAGAUGCAGAAGCUGAAUGGGACAGAAGAGAAGAGAAAGGGAGGGUACGAGAACGGAGGAGGAGGCAGAAGGUGUCUGAGGCGGUCGUGCGUGAGCAGUCGAGUCCAGUAUCUAGAAAUGCCAAGGGCAAGGAGAAGGAGACGAUAAUACGACAGGGUCAUGAUUGCAAAGGUUCUCGGUCGACGCCGAGGCCUAGUAUUACUGUUCCGGAUAUCGUCCCUCUCUCCGCAGCUCCAGCUCUCCACGCGCCUUCACCAUCCCGACCUCGUAGCGGAAGCGUGCGUAGCGUCGUAACUGGCGGCCAGCGUUCUGCUAGCCCCAGUGGGAAACGUCUCACCGGUCUCUUAUCCACUAUCACUCACUGGAGACCCAACAGUAGGGGAAGUCAGCGCAACUCACCCAUUGAAGCGCGGGUGAAGGAGAGGAAGGGAAAACAAGUACCGAAGAAGCAGACCUCGUCCUCUGGUGCUGGAACGGGCUCGGGAACUAGUGACAGCGAGAUUGAGUUUGCUGACUUUGAUUCUUAUCAACCCGCCAUCGUCUCUUCAGUGAACGAUUUAAGGCUCGCCCAUUCUAUACCAGCAUCCGCGCAUCCCACUCCGCAAACGCAAGGAUCUUCAAGCCGUUCUUCCUCUUCGGCUGCUCUUUUUGCCGCUCGUUCAGGAGCCAGUGGAUCAAGGUCAGGUAGCACGUCGCCACCUGUGGUUUCCCCUACCUUUGCUACCGCCUUUAUGUCAGGCGAUCAUGUUCUAGACGCAGUUCACAACACCGGUGGAGUACAUAGCAGCGUGGGAAGCAACAGUAGCAGCAGCUUCGGUGGAUUGGCCAACAGAAGGAUCAGUAGUUGGGACCAAGGUGCCACUGCGUACCCCGGCUCGAGAAGUUUCACGAGCAGCUAUCAGUCUGAUGACUUCGACCCUGAUUUUGACGACGACGAUGGGGAUGAUGGAGUAGACGUAGAGGGAGGUGUACGUUAUUACAGGGGACAGGGAGCAUAUAGUUAUGGUAGCCCGAACACCGGCACCUCUGCUCCUACGCAUCCUGGAGGUGGGGGGAUUAUAUUUAUGAACGAUGAGGUGGGAGGUUAUCUUGACUCGGGGAGUGAAGAUAGCGGAGAAAGGGAUGACCAAGGUACCUACGAAGGUACUGUCGAGAGCACCGUCGAAGGUCGUACGACUUUGAACGGGUCUCACGAUUCGAAUCAUAGAGGAGACCAAAACCCAGACGAGGACGAAGAAGCGUUAGUGUUUUCCACAAAAAGACGGAGGGAAGGUUGGGUGGAAUAGAAUCGCCAGAUCACGGACAGGUUAACUGUGUUCCUUCGAAGAGACAUUUUCUUAUACAAACACCGAACACAGUCGGUUCUCAUUCUACCUGGUUAGAAUCUCCGACUCUUACGCCCCGCUCCCUCGUCUCUUUCAUCCCCCAUCCAUUUCCUCUCACUUUGUAUUUACCUAUGUCAACAACAUCAGCAAACCCCACUGUCUUUGAUACCUUUUGUAUAUGGAGGUGCCCGCCUCUCUACUACCCUUCACCCACUAAAGAUACCUCCUUUACUUUUCGCUUCCUUUUAUGUCUUUCUCCCUUCUUAUCCUCGCUACCUCGCUUUAGAAUUCUUCCUCUCACUACUUGCUUACCGCUAGAUAACCUUUCGUUUGUACAUGUACCACUCGUUGUUUCACUUUUUUUUUUCAACUCGUCAAUCAUCGCAUCUAUCCAUUUCAUUUACACGUCUCUGCAUCGCAAUAGAAAAUAAUAUGUACCCCCUCA
Messenger RNA from Marasmius oreades (fairy-ring Marasmius), 4272 nucleotides. RefSeq lists its product as uncharacterized. The transcript has 5 exons. NCBI's taxonomy places the organism in Eukaryota, Fungi, Basidiomycota, Agaricomycetes, Agaricales, Marasmiaceae. The record is from RefSeq and is a predicted model, not a curated record. Gene Ontology annotation, biological process: intracellular signal transduction; protein phosphorylation. Gene Ontology annotation, molecular function: protein serine/threonine kinase activity; ATP binding. The coding region runs from base 762 to 3788 and encodes 1008 amino acids. Gene Ontology annotation, cellular component: cytoplasm.